Molecule: messenger RNA, 7496 nt
Organism: Zootoca vivipara (common lizard)
Lineage: Eukaryota; Metazoa; Chordata; Lepidosauria; Squamata; Lacertidae
Source: RefSeq, a predicted model, not a curated record
AUCAGUUUUUUUUAUCUUUUCUUGAAUUUUGUUUGCUGAUUAAGAUUAUGAUUAUAUUUAUCUGUUAUUUGUUAUUAUUUGUUAUUGUUCAUUCGUUAUCAUUUGUAAGUAUUUUUAAAUUCCAAUAAAGUUUAAUUAAAAAAAAAAAAAAAGAGAAACCAUUUAAAUGCACAGAGUGUGGAAAGGACUUCCGUCAGAGUGGAAGCCUUCGAAGACAUCAAUGGUCUCACACAGGGCUCAAACCUUGUAAAUGUAUGACGUGUGGAAAGAGCUUCCGUUGUAGUACAAGCCUUAGAAGACAUCAGCGGACUCACACAGGGGAGAAACCAUUUCAAUGUAUGGAGUGUGAAAAGAGUUUUAGGAAUAGUGGACACCUUAGAAUACAUCAACGGAUUCACACAGGGGCGAAACCAUUUCAAUGUAUGGAGUGUGGAAAGAGCUUUAGUACUAGCGGAACACUUAGAAAACAUCAACGGACUCACACAGGGGAGAAACCAUUUCAAUGUAUGGAGUGCGGAAAGGUCUUCAGUCAGAAUGGAAACCUUAAAUUACACCAACAGAUUCACACAGGGGCGAAACCAUUUCAAUGUAUGGAGUGUGAAAAGAGUUUUAGUAAUAGUGGAUACCUUAGGAAACAUCAACGGACUCACACAGGGGAGAAACCAUUUCAAUGUAUGGAGUGUGAAAAGAGCUUUAGUGAUAGUGGAAAUCUUAGAAUACAUCAACGGACUCACACAGGGGAGAAACCAUUUCAAUGUAUGGAGUGUGAAAAGAGCUUUAGUGAUAGUGGAAGCCUUAGACAACAUCAACGGACUCACACAGGGGAGAAACCAUUUAAAUGCAUGGAGUGUGGAGAGAGCUUCAGUCAGAGUGGAAACCUUAGACAACAUCAACAGACUCACACAGGGGAGAAACCAUUUAAAUGCAUGGAGUGUGGAAAGAGCUUCAGUCAGAGUGGACACCUUAGACAACAUCAACAGAUUCACACAGGGGAGAAACCAUUUAAAUGCAUGGAGUGUGAAAAGAGUUUUAGUAAUAGUGGACACCUUAGAAUACAUCAACGGACUCACACAGGGGAGAAACUAUUUAAAUGCAUGGAGUGUGGAAAGGACUUUAGUUAUAGUGGAAGCCUUAGAAUACAUCAACGUACUCACACAGGGGCGAAACCAUUUCAAUGUAUGGAGUGCGGAAAGGUCUUCAGUCAGAAUGGAAAUCUUAGAAAACAUCAACGGACUCACACAGGGGAGAAACCAUUUCAAUGUAUGGAAUGUGAAAAGAGUUUUAGGAAUAGUGGACACCUUAGAAUACAUCAACGGACUCACACAGGGGAGAAACCAUUUCAAUGUAUGGAGUGUGGAAAGAGCUUUAGUACUAGCGGAUCACUUAGAAUACAUCAACGGAUUCACACAGGGGCGAAACCAUUUAAAUGCAUGGAGUGUGGAAAGAGCUUCAGUCAAAGUGGACACCUCAAUAUACAUCAACGGAUUCACACAGGGGAGAGAUCAUUUUAAUGUAUGGAGUGUGGAAAAAGCUUCAGCCAGAGUGAAAAUUGUUGAGGAAGACAUCCGUGGACACGGGGGGGGGGGGAGAGACACCAUUUAAAUGCAUGGCUUCAGUCAGAGUGGAAGUCCCACAUCAACAGACUCAUGGACAGGAAGAACUUUUAGAGUUGAAACCGUAGAAACCAACAACAAACUCAAAGAGGAGAAGCAGUUUAAAUGUAAAGAUUGCAGAAAGUUAUUUAGUUAUAAUGGAGUACUUAAGGAACAUCUGGGGAGUCUCACAGGGGAGAUACCCAUUUAGAUGUAUGGAGUGUGGGAGGUGUUUCUCUCAGAGUCCACUCUGAGCAUUGAACUCAGCAGGAAAUCAUUCUUAAAAAGAUGAGGUAUAUGUGAAGUUCUGUUGUUUAUAUAUAAAAUUGUAUAGUACUGAAAUAAUGAAGGUAAUGUCUCACAAUAGUGAGUAUAAUUUUAGAUGUAAAGUAACUUUGGUUUUGGCACCAAACUCUGUCACCCCCCUCCCCAACUGCAUGAUCUCCAAGCACUGCUUCUUCACCAGAAGUCCAUCUUUGCCCCCCAGGCCUUUUGAAGAAAACUUAAAAUGUUGUAAUUUAAUGGGAGAUUUCCCCCCGGAUGUCUCCUGGGGGCCCCAUCUUCACUCAUGAGCCCCAUGAUUCACACAAACUACCAAAAACCUCUUAAACCAAUACACUGGAUAUGAUCUCUCUACAUUAGAUCAAUACAUUUCUUUGCCUGAAAAAUGCAGCCAUGACACUUUCAAGGUCAGCACCAAGUGUUUGAAUUCUGCUUGGAAAUGUGCUGGGAGUCAGGGAAGAUCCUUUAGGACCAGUGAGAUGUGGUCUCGGUGGCUGCUCCCAUUCAGUUGCCGUUUCCAGGUCACCUUCAAAGGUAGCCCCAUGUAGAGCGCAUUGCAGUAGUCCUAGCGAGAGAUAGCCAGAGCAUGCACCACUCUGGCGAGACAGUCGGCAGGCUGGUAGGCUCUCAGCCUGCAUUUUCAUAUAAUUCUCUUUUAAUAAAAUACAAUCUGUAAAUUUUAAAUUCACCUUCCACAUCUUUUCCCGGCCUUCAAGUUGUAUGUUGUGACCUAGAUCCUGAGCCCAUUUUAUUUGUGCCGACUUUACCAUUUCGUCCAGCGUUUCCCCAUACAGCGGGAGGUUAUACAUUUUUAAAAGUAAUUUUGUAUCACUCUCUUUUUUUUAUAUAUAUUUUAUUAAUUUUCCAAUUAAAACCAAUUAUAUCACAUUCAUUAUUUCAAAUUAUACACAUAUAUAUAUCAAUCAAACCGAAUGUUAUGCCAAAUCGUCUAAAGAAUUUUUUAUUUGGGUUCCCAUGCUUCAAGAAAUUGGGGAUUCCUCGCAACCGUCCACUGCCGUCUUUUUUCUAAAGUUCAAAUCGUCCUCCAAGUUCAUAAUAAUCCAGAUCUUCCCCUUACAGUCACAUAGAUGUUUUCCACUUUCAACCGAUUGUUUCCCAGCUGCUGAGAUAAAUAUCAAACGAGGUUUCACAAAUGUUCUUUCUCCUGUGUGGGUUAAUCAGUCCAGCCUCCCCAUAAAUCUUCUUAGUCUGGAGCUCCCUGUUGCGUCGAAGCAGCGCCAUCUUAAAAAGCUCAAAUCACUUUCGUUUUCUCUCAUAGCCAUGAAGAUUAACGAUCUUUAUAAAAUUUACAGCUUUUCCAGGCAGAAGACCCAAACAUCAAACCAUAAACUCUUGGUAAAUUAAUGGAUCUCCUUGCCCUAUAGCUGAACUUAGCUUCAGGUCGCUGCUCCAAUUCAAAGUGCGUCACAGCUCAUAAAUCCUCCGAACGCGUCCAGGACUCCUUCCGUCCGACUAGGGGGGGGGGGCUUUUCUCAUCGGCAACUCCACAUCUUUAAAAAAUAUGCUCAGUAACAACAGUUUAUAAAGUUCAACUCACACAGUCUUUUGCUUCUCUUUCACUCCAAACAAGCCAGGACAUCGCGUCUGGGAAGGUACGAAGUAACUCAUAUGAAGAAAAAUAAAACUCCAUUCCCUUAUCGCUCCGUCCCCAUCAAUCCUUCUUCCAGAUGAUAUACAGCCUUUAACUUCUCUCCCUCAGCAGCAUAGAUUUCUCAGCAGUAAACAGCGCUUCUUCCCCUCCUUCUGAAGUAUGUCCAUAGAUUUAAGCCUAAUUAUCUUCUUUAACCAUGGAAAUCCCCGCCAUGCAGAUUAGCGUCCGGGAGUCCUGGCCCUUGUAAGUGCUUUUCAGCCCAAGCUCCCCCCACUCCAUAAACAGUCGGAGUGGGUCUGGGGGCAUCGCGGGCCAGCGGCCCCUCUCCGUAACCCCCGGAGAGGGUAGGGGGUUGCCAUUUACUCCCCUAGCAACCGCCAAAUUCCUUACGAAGGUCAGAGGGAUGGAAAACAGGUCCGCCAUUCCUGCCGGCGGAAACCGGAACCUCGUAAUUUUGUAUCACUCUCAAUUAUCUCUUUGAAAGUUUGAAACUGUGUAACUGAAACCUUUCUUAUUGUCUUCCUUAAACUGUUCAUUUAGUUGUCUAUGAUGUAAGCAACUUUGUAAAUAGAUCUUAAUUUUCCCAUGUCCUUUCAACUUUAGCUCUUUUUAAAUCUCUUACUGGUUUUGAGUGAAAUAAAAAUAAAAUCUUUGGUAGUUCAUUCAUCUUUAUUGCUGCUUUCCUUCCCAUCAAAGAAAGUUUCAUUCUAUUCCAAAUUUCCAAAUAUUUCUUAAUCUCAUUCCAAACUUUCUCAUAGUUAUCCUUAUAUAAAUUUAAAUUUUUAUUGGUAAGCGAAAUUGCUAAAUAUUUGACUUUUUAAAUGAAUUUCUAUUUUUGUAAUCUCCUGCAAUUCCUUUUUCUCCAGUUGUGUCAUGUUUUUUGUUAAUAGUUUUUGUCUUUCCUUUAUUUAAUUACAAUCCUGUCACUCGCCCAAUCUCUUGUAUUUUUUCUAAAGCUUUAGGGAGACAUAGUUUUGGUUCCUCAACUGUAAUUUCCAAGUCAUCUGCAAAUGCUUUCAACUUAAAUUCAUUUCCCCCUUUCUUAUUCCCACAAUCUGUUUAUCUGCUCUUAAAUUUCUGUUCAAAGUCUCCAGGACCAGAAUAAAUUUUAAAGGUGAUAAUGGACAUCCUUGUCUCGUUCCUUUUUCUAUUUUGAAUUGAUUCAUUAUCACCUGAUUAAUAAUUAGUUUUGCAUUCUGUUCUGUAUAUACAGCUUGUAUGCCUUUUAUAAACUUUUCUCCAUAUUCCAUUUCUUCCAUCACUUUCUUCAUAAAAUCUCAAGAUAUAUUGUCAAAUGCUUUUUCCGCCUCUAUAAACAUCAUUGCUGUUUUUUUCUCAUUUCUUCUAAGUAUUCUAUUACAUUUAAAAUGUUUAUUAUAUUAUCUUUCAUCUGUCUACCUGGAGGAAUCCCACUUGGUAUGGAUAUAUAUAAACAUUUAAGACCUUUUUUUGAAUCUAUUAGUUAAAAUAUUAGCAAAUAUUUUUGAUCAAAAAUAGUUUUUGAUCAAAGUCAGAGCUAUAUCUUGUUUUGGAAUCAAGGUAAUAUAAGCUUUCUUCCAUGUUUCUGGAAUUUCCCCUUUUGUUAAUAUUUCAUUCAUUGGUUUUACAAGCUGUUCUCUAAAUUUUUUAUAAUACUUUGCUGAUAAUCCAUCUGGUCCUGGUGAUUUACCCACCUUUAUUUGACUUAUUGCAUCGGAGAUUUCUUGGUCUGUUAUUUGUGUAUUUAAGAGAACUGUCUCUUCUUGUUUUAUUUUUGACAGAUGACACUCUCUCUCUCUCUCUCUCUCUCUCUCUCUCUCUCUAUAUAUAUAUAUAUAUAUAUAUAUAUAUAUUCCUGUAUGUUGAUUAUCUCUUCAUUUCCUCUUUUAUAUAAAUUCGGAAAGUAUUUUAAAAAGGCUUCCCUUAUUACUUUUGUUUUAUCCAAAACUUUCCCAUUGGAAUUAAUUUUACCUAUAUAAUUCAUUUGUUGGUUUCUGCUUAGUUGCCAUGCCAACAACUUUCCAGGUUUGUUUGCAUGCUCAAAAAAUUUCUGAUUCAUUUUCCUUUAACUUUCCAUGCUAUUUCUUCAUUAAUUAUCAUUGAAUACUGUGAUUGUAAUAAUUUUAUUGCCUGUUUGAAUGAUUGUUUAUUUGGAUUUUUUCCUAAUUCUUUUUCCUUCUUUGAUAUGGCAUCCAAAAUUUAUUUUUCCCUUGCUUCCAUGGCUCUUUGUUUACAGCAUUUUGUUGUAUUAAAAAAAACCUCUCACGACUGCUUUACUAGCAUCCCAUAUAGUUUGGAUUUUUGUUUCUUUGUUUAAGUUCAAUUUAAAAUAUUCCUCUAGUCUUUUUUUUUUUUUGGUAUUGUCUACUGAUUCUUGGUCAUCCAAGAAGUCAUCUUUAAAUCUCCAUCUAAAGGUUGAUCAUUCUUCUUUUUGCAUUUCCAUGACCACUGGGUUGUGAUCCGACAAAGUCCUCGGAUCUAUCUCAACUUUCUUCACUUUUAAAUCCAACUCUUUAGUGAUGCAAACUGCAUCGAUUCUCGCAUUGCUCUCAUGGACAUGAGACUAGUACGUGAACUGCUUCUCCAUUAAAUGCCUUACUCUCCAAAUGUCUACCAAGACUAUUUAUUACCUGCAACAACAACAAAAGAUAUCAGAGUUUUCAGAGUCGCCACAGCAAUUUCUUUCCAAGGACAUAGACUGCUGGGGGUGGGGCUGAGAAAAGGGGAAGGUUUAAUUAUAAGGACAUUUUCUCUCUUUUUGACCUCAAAACAUGGGUUCCCUAGGAUUCAAAAGAUUGUAAAAGCAGCAAGAAUUGUCUCAAGAUCACGCUUGCCUCAAGAUAUGCAACUGAUAUAGAACUACUAAUUAAUUACUAAGGGAAUGCUGUGGAUGUAGCCUAUCUUGAUUUCAGCAAGGCCUUUGACAAGGUGCCCCAUGAUAUUCUUGUAAAGAAGCUGGUAAAAUGCGGGCUAGACAAUGCUACCAUUCAGUGGAUUUGUAACUGGCUGGCUGACCGAACCCAAAGGGUGCUCAUCAAUGGCUCCUCCUCAUCCUGGAGAGUAGUGACUAGUGGGGUGCCACAGGGUUCUGUCUUGGGCCCAGUCUUGUUCAACAUCUUUAUCAAUGACUUGGAUGAUGGGCUUGAGGGCAUCCUGAGCAAGUUUGCAGACGACACCAAAUUGGGAGGGGUGGCUAAUACCCCAGAGGACAGGAUCACACUUCAAAAUGACCUUAACAGAUUAGAGAAAUGGGCCAAAGCAAACAAGAUGAAAUUUAACAAGGAGAAAUGUAAGGUACUACACUUGGGCAAAAAAAAAAAUGAAAGGCACAAAUACAGGAUGGGAGACACCUGGCUUGAGAGCAGUACAUGUGAAAAGGACCUAGGAGUCUUGGUAGACCACCAACUUGACAUGAGUCAGCAGUGUGAUGCAGCAGCUCAAAAUGCCAAUGCAAUUCUGGGCUGCAUCAAGAGGAGUAUAGCAUCUAGAUCAAGGGAAGUAAUAGUACCACUGUAUUCUGCUCUGGUCAGACCUCACCUGGAGUACUGUGUCCAGUUCUGGGCACCACAGUUCAAGAAGGAUACUGACAAGCUGGAACGUGUCCAGAAGAGGGCAACCAAAAUGGUCAAAGGCCUGGAAACGAUGCCGUAUGAGGAACGGCUUAGGGAGCUGGGUAUGUUUAGCCUGGAGAAGAGAAGGUUAUGGGGUGAUAUGAUAGCCAUGUUCAAAUAUAUAAAAGGACUAGCUGGCCCUGCCACGUGUUGCUGUGGCCUAGUCUGUGAAAUGGGCCCUCAGAUUCCCCCUUCAGACCCCCCUGUAGGCCACCCUGUGGUUUAGUCUGUGAAAUGGGCCCUCAAAGUCUCCCUUCAGAGUCCCUUGUGAAAUGGGCCCUCAGAGUCCCCCUUCAGACUCCCCUGUAGGCCCCACUUGUUCCCUGAGGGGGGGAUCUCUGAUUGUGUAGCGGCCUUGUGCCUACGGGGCUUGUUGGUGGGGAGAUACCCGUGGAUCCAGGCCUGGUGUUGUUCCCUGCU